GGGCCUUCCCACAAACACAACACAACACAGCACACGGCAGCGUCUCAUGGUUCAUUCAGACAAACACACUCACGUUUGACGGGCUCGCCAAGGCACUCGGUGGAAAUAAGGUCGCCCGGAGGUCCACGUUUAUAAACGGGCGAGUGUCUCACUGAACGGCGGUACUAGCUAACAAGCCAUGGGGGACGUCAGUGAGGUUUUGAUGUCGGUUUUGUCCACAAUUCGGGUUCCGAAGCCUGGAGACCGUGUCCACAAAGAUGAAUGCGCCUUGUCAUUUUCCUCCCCGGAAAGCGAAGGAGGCCUGUACGUGUGCAUGAACAGCUUUCUGGGUUUUGGAAGCCAGUAUGUGGACAGGCACCACGCUAGGUCUGGUCAGAGGGCUUACUUGCACAUCACCAGGACUCGUAAGGCCAAGAAGGAAGAGGACAACUCUGGAUCUGGACACCCGCCUAAGAAGAAGCCCACCAGACUGGCGAUAGGGAUUGAAGGGGGCUUUGAUGUUGAGCAGGAGAAUUAUGAAGAGGACGUCAAGGUUGUCAUCUUUCCUGACAGGCAGGAAGUGACAUCGGAGGACCUUACAUCCAUGCUGGAUGUCGUAAAAGAGCGAGUGUCCCUGUCAAUGACAGGCAUCAUGGUGGCUGACUCGGUGUCGCACACCUUGCAAGUACAACAGUGGGACGGCGAGGUGAGACAGGAAUCGCGACAUGCCGUUGAGCUCAAGCAGCUCGACAACGGAAUCAAGAUCCCUCCUAGCGGCUGGCGAUGCGAAAUGUGCGGCCUCCAGGAGAACAUCUGGAUGAACCUGACGGACGGCAAAGUCCUCUGUGGUCGCAGGUACUUUGACGGCACAGGUGGCAACAACCACGCCUUGCUGCAUUUCCAAGAGACGGGACACCCAUUGGCUGUCAAACUGGGAACCAUCACCCCCGACGGAGCAGAUGUUUACUCUUACGAGGAGGAUGACAUGGUACUGGACUCUAAGUUACCAGAGCAUCUGUCCCACUUUGGCAUUGACAUGAUGACCAUGGAGAAGACUGAGCGGACCAUGACAGAGCUGGAGAUUGCCGUCAAUCAGCGUGUCGGAGAGUGGGAGGUGAUCCAAGAGUCCGGGACCACUCUGCGUCCCCUGUUUGGGCCCGGCCUUACCGGCAUGAAGAACCUGGGCAACAGUUGCUACCUCAACUCUGUAAUGCAAGUGCUCUUCACCGUUCCAGACUUCCAGAGCAAGUACGUGUGCAACAUUGACAAGAUAAUUGACGAGGCCCCAAGCGAUCCCUCUCAAGACUUCAAAACCCAAGUAGCCAAGUUGGGCUACGGUCUGUUGUCAGGCGAAUAUUCCAAGCUGGCUCAAGAUGCUUCCGAUGAAAAUGGUGCAUCUGAGCCCAAAGAUUACCAAAUCGGCAUAGCGCCACAAAUGUUCAAAGCACUUGUUGGGCGGGGUCACCCGGAGUUCUCCACCAAUCGGCAACAGGAUGCUCAGGAGUUUCUAUUGCACUUCAUAAACAUGGUGGAGAGGAACUGUCGCUCCGGUCCCAACCCAUCUGAAGCCUUCAGGUUCCUGUUGGAGGACAGGAUUGUGUGCCAGCAAUCCCAGAAGGCCAAGUACACACAGCGGGUGGACUACAUCAUCCAGCUGCCUGUGCCUAUGGACCAGGCCAUCAACACAGGUGAGGAGGAUGAGCUGCAGGAGGUGGAGCGCCGGCGUGAGAAUGGGGACUCAUCGGUUUCGCCUGUGCGUGCACAAAUUCCCUUUGCGACUUGCAUGGCGGCCCUUACUGAACCGGAACUCCUUACUGACUUCUGGAGCUCUGCUGCACAAGCCAAAACUACUGCCACCAAAACCACCCGAUUUGCCUCGUUCCCAGACCACUUAGUUAUUCAGAUUAAGAAGUUUACCUUUGGUCUUGACUGGGUCCCUAAGAAACUGGAUGUGAGCAUCGACGUCCCGGACACUCUGGACUUAAGCGCGCUCCGUGCAGCAGGCCAGCAGCCGGGGGAGGAGCUCUUACCAGAGGUGGCCCCGCCCCCUCUCAUGACCCCAGAUGUGGAGGUUAAAGGUAUCCUGGGUUCCCACGGCAACGAGGAGGACGACUCUCUCUACUCCCCACUGCUGUCUCCAGUCCUUGACGACUCCACGGUGUCCCAGCUCUGCGACAUGGGAUUCCCCAUGGAGGCCUGCAGGAAAGCGGUGUACUACACUGGGAACACUGGAAUCGACGCCGCCAUGAACUGGGUCAUGGGCCACAUGGACGACCCAGACUUCUCCGCCCCCCUGAUCCUGCCCGGCUGCAGCUCAGGUGGUGGAACGACGCCGACAGAAAGCAUCUCCGAGGAACACUUGGCAACCAUUGUGUCAAUGGGCUUCAGCCGAGACCAAGCGACCAAAGCACUUCGGGCAACGAGCAAUACGUUGGACCGGGCCGUGGACUGGAUCUUCUCACACCUGGACGACCUGGAGUCCAUGGAUGUGUCCGAAGGAGGUCGCUCCGCCGCAGAGAGCGAGAGCGUUCGGGAUCCUCCUCCUGGGCCUUGUGUCCGAGACGGACCAGGCAAAUAUGAGCUGAUUGCCUUCAUCAGCCACAUGGGUACGAGCACCAUGUGUGGCCACUAUGUCUGUCAUAUCAAGAAGGAUCAGCAGUGGGUUAUCUUCAAUGACCAGAAGGUGUGCGCUUCAGAGAAACCUCCCAAAGACCUGGGGUACCUCUACUUCUAUAGGCGAGUGGCAGAAUAAGACUGAGGGUGGGGGCGCAUGGUGGCACUUUUGGGAAAGUGAAUGUGAUGCGUGUGAUUGCUUACACACGUACACACAACUUUUAUUGACACACGUACAACAAGCUCUUUGAAACACCCUUGUUAUAAGAAGUGUAAAUACAUCUCUCUUUACUCCUCACUGCUUGGCUGCACAUAAUUGGGGAUGUGUUUUUUUUUUUGUUUUUUUAACUCAAUUAUCGACUUGCAGUAAGUUAAUCUUUCCUGAAAAUCUAAAACUAUCACGUGAAAGGCUCACACUUGUAUUGAUACCCCUUCUAAAUAUCCUACGACCUGUACUGGUUUACAAUGCAUGGCUUCAGUUACUGAUAUCGGACUCUCCCAUCUUAUUCAAUCACAGAGCAGGCCGCUCCAAUGUGUGCUAUGAAAGAAAACAAUAAAAAAAGUCAAACAAA
Messenger RNA from Nerophis lumbriciformis (worm pipefish), 3164 nucleotides. RefSeq names its product ubiquitin specific peptidase 5 (isopeptidase T) (gene usp5). The record is from RefSeq and is a predicted model, not a curated record. Lineage: Eukaryota; Metazoa; Chordata; Actinopteri; Syngnathiformes; Syngnathidae. Gene Ontology annotation, molecular function: protein binding; zinc ion binding; cysteine-type deubiquitinase activity. Gene Ontology annotation, biological process: protein deubiquitination.